AUGGCAGCCAACACCAAGUACCACGCCGCGCCGACCCAGGACCCCGACGAGGGCGUCUGGUCGCAGCCUCCCCCCUCAUAUCAGAACAACGAGCCAGCCUCGAGCUCGUCCAAUCUCUUUGGCGAGCCGCGCAGCAGCGAGGACAACAUUCCCGAUGACUUCAAGUUUGGCGGCUCCGUCGCGGAGGCCACGGUCGACAUCCGCAACCAGUUUAUCCGCAAGGUCUACACCAUCCUCACGGCGCAGCUCAUCCUUACUGCCAUCGUGAGCGGCAUCUCCUUCUGGAGUGAGAGCUAUAAGAUCUGGAUCCAGUCGCACCCGGCGCUUGUCUAUGUCUCCCUCUUCGGCGCCCUCGCUUUCCUUGGCCUUACUUUCUGGAAGCGCAAGUCUUAUCCGACCAAUCUGCUCUUCCUGACCGGCUUCACCCUCCUCGAGGCCUACUCCAUCUCCGUCAUCGUCUCCCUCUACGACUCCAAGAUUGUGCUCAACGCCGUGUUCCUCACGGGCGGCAUCUUCGUCUUCCUCACCCUGUUCGCCUGCCAGACCAAGUACGACUUCACGUCGUGGAUGCCCUACCUCUUCGGCGCCCUCUGGGGCCUGGUCCUCUUCGGCUUCAUGUUCAUGUUCCUCCCCUACAGCAGCACCGGCGAGCUCAUCUACGGCGGCGUCUCGGCCCUCCUCUUCUCCGCCUACAUCCUCGUCGACACCCAGAUGGUCCUCCGCAAGCACCACGUCGAGGAGGAGAUCGCCGCUGCCAUCAGCCUCUACCUCGACAUCAUCAACCUGUUCCUCGCCAUCUUGCGCAUCCUCAACAGCCAGAGUAACAACUAGGCUGGAAGACAAGAAAUACAUCGGGGAACGGCCAGAGCAUCCGAAAAACAGAAUGUGUGCCUCGGAGAAGAAAAACGAGAGAAUGCAGAACAUGUAUCAUCAGCACAGGUAACAUUGUUUAGCAAAUGGCAGUCUCUUCUUAUCAUGGGUUGCACCGGGAACGGUCACUUUGUUGACUGGGAAUCACUGGCACCACAACGGGCUUCAUCCUUGCUCAAUGGGCAAGCCGUCCUUUGUCAUUCAAAAGGCUUUGAUACGUGGCAUUCCAUGUUGCAAUUAUUUGCCUUUCUGUACAGCUAAGAAAAGCAGCGUUGCUGGGCUUAGUAGAUGUCCAAAUAAGAAUUCAUCUCAUUACUCGGCGUUGUUCACUUU
Messenger RNA from Microdochium trichocladiopsis, 1203 nucleotides. Its product is annotated as transmembrane BAX inhibitor motif-containing protein. Gene Ontology annotation, cellular component: membrane. The transcript is spliced from 2 exons. Bases 1 to 831 code for a protein of 276 amino acids. NCBI's taxonomy places the organism in Eukaryota, Fungi, Ascomycota, Sordariomycetes, Xylariales, Microdochiaceae. The record is from RefSeq and is a predicted model, not a curated record.